CGUCGACUUCCGCUCGGGGACGGGCCGCUUCCGGCGCCCCGGCCCCGUGCCUGGCGUGAUGGCUGCGCCGCGGCCUCUGCGGGUGUUGUGUCUGGCGGGGUUCCGGCAGAGCGAGCGGGGCUUCCGCGAGAAAACGGGGGCGCUGCGGAAGGCGCUGCGGGGCCGCGCCGAGCUCGUGUGCCUCAGCGGCCCGCACCCGGUCCGGGAAGCGGCCGGGCCCGGCCCUGAGCCCUGCCCGCCGGAGGAGCAGCCUCGAGGCUGGUGGUUCUCCGAGGCGGACGCCGACGAGUUCGCGGCGCUGGAGGAUCCGGCCGCGUGCCGGGGGCUGGACGCGGCGCUGGCCGCGGUGGCCGGCGCGCUGCGGCGGCUCGGCCCGUUCGACGGGCUGCUCGGCUUCAGCCAGGGCGCCGCGCUCGCGGCCCUGGUGUGCGCCCUGGGCCAGGCGGGAGACGCCCGCUUCCCCGCGCCGCGGUUCCUGAUCCUGGUGUCGGGCUUCUGCCCGCGAGGCCUGGACUUGGAGGAGCCCGUCCUGCAGGCGCCCGUCGCCCUGCCUUCCCUCCACGUGUUCGGGGACACGGACCGAGUCAUCCCCGCGCAGGAGAGCAUGCGGCUGGCUAGCCGAUUCCCCGGGGCCGUCACCCUUACCCACGCCGGGGGCCAUUUCAUUCCAGCGGCUGCGCCCCAGCGGCAGGCCUACCUCAAGUUUUUGGACCAGUUUGCAGGGUGAGAGAAGUAAAUGCCUCUGCUUUUUCAGGUCCCUUGUUCCUGGGGGGUGGCCACGUGACCUGGGGCAGCCUCUAUAGUCCCUGCAGGCGCCCUGCCCCCUGCACUGAGACUUCCACUGCUGUAUUUCUCAUCGUCGAUGAAGAGACGCGUUAAUUCCAAGAUACAGAUGGUCUUAAUAGAUUUUGGCCUUGGCAUCUGAUUAAAAAAAGGCCAGCAGACACUGAAUGAGAGAUUACCAUGGGAAAACCAAGGGGCUUGCCCCACUGUGACUGCCACACAAUAAAGUACUAAUUUGAAUUUGCA
Sorex fumeus (smoky shrew) is the source of this 1029-nucleotide messenger RNA. It is a transcript of the gene OVCA2, whose product is annotated as OVCA2 serine hydrolase domain containing. The record is from RefSeq and is a predicted model, not a curated record. The coding region runs from base 59 to 727 and encodes 222 amino acids. Gene Ontology annotation, cellular component: cytoplasm; nucleus. Gene Ontology annotation, biological process: response to retinoic acid. Lineage: Eukaryota; Metazoa; Chordata; Mammalia; Eulipotyphla; Soricidae. The transcript has 2 exons.